ACUCUUCCGGUCGCCAUGGCGACAGGGCGCCUUGGCGUGGGGGAGACACUGGAGGCCCUUAACGCCGCAAUGGGCCCUGGUAGCCCGGUGUGGUUCAAAGAAACGCACGCCCGGCACUUGCGUGUCCGCGACUUCUUGGCGCCGCGAAGCGCGCUACAGGCGCGCUUCGGGGACGGGCAGGUGCCAGAGUGUGUGUUCCGUGCGGUCGCCGGCCUGCAGGGUCCAGGGGUGGCCCCUGUAUUGCGCUGCGCGUCAACACCCGCGGGUUUAUCGCUCCAGCUACAGCGGCCCGCGGUCUUCGAGCGUGUACUCGGUGCCCUGGCUUCCUAUACUACUCCCGCCAAGCCUGCCUCGCCGGGCCCGCGGAUUAUUCUGCAUUGUCCCGCAUUGCGCGGCAACCCGGGCACACUUCGCCUGAGCCAGCUGCGUGCUGUGCUCGUGGCCGACCACCUAGCGCGGACGCUACGUACUCAUGGGGUAUGUGUGUGUCCAGUGCCCUCGGUGCGGGACUCGCACAUGACAACUUUCCUGCAGAAACUUCUGGUGGACUGGCCCACUACCUCGAAGUGUGCCUCAACCGAAACCUUGAGGACCUGUGUGUUUGCAGAACUUAAUUCUAAAGAGACAGUGCCCCCUGGAGUCCUAGGCCGACUGUGUCUGAAGGAACUUGUAGAAAAGAGACGUUCAGCUGGCUAUGACCCCAGCAUAGACAACUGUUUGGUGACUGAGGAUCUGCUCUCUGUGCUGUCUGAGCUGCAGGAGGCUGUGCGCCAUUGGCCAGAGGGCAGCCACCCAGGCCUGGCUGGAGAUCCAGACGCUGGUGUGGAUGGCUGCAUGGUUGUGCACGUGGUGAGCUGUGAGGAGGCGGUGCAGCAACAAAAGUUGGAUCUGCUUUGGCAAAAAUUAGAUGACCAGGCUCCUCUCAAACAGAAGCACCUGGUCUGUGGCCCAGUGAAAGUAGCUGGUGUACCUGGCACCCUGAUGACUGCCCCUGAGUACUACCAGCUCAGAUACACUCAGGUGUGUAAGGCCUCAGCACUGAAGCAUGGUGGGAACCUGGCACAAGAUCCAGCCUGGACCAAGACCUUUGAUGUCCUCUCUGUGGCCACCAUCAAAUUUGAGAUGCUAAGCACAGCUCCACAGAACCAACUCCUGCUGGCCGACAGCACCACCUCCACGAAGGGCACAAAGAGUGGCACUUUUGUCAUGUACAACUGCGCCCGCCUCGCCACGCUCUUCGAGGGUUACAAACAUGGGGUGGAGCGAGGUCUGUAUCCCACCUUUCCACUUGUGAGCAGCCUGGAUUUCUCACUCCUCCAUGACGAGGGUGAGUGGCUGCUGCUUUUCAACAGUGUCCUUCCCUUCCUGGACCUGCUGAGGCAGACUGGGCGCCUGGCCAGCACCCCAGGGCUGCACACCCCUGUACGCACAGAGACGGUGUGCAAGUUCCUGGUGCAGCUCAGCAUGGAUUUCAGCUCAUACUACAACCGAGUACACAUUCUAGGGGAACCUCGGCCACACCUCUUUGGUCAGAUGUUUGCCCGCCUACAGCUUCUGAGGGCAGUACAAGAGGUGUUCCACACAGGUUUGGCUAUGUUGGGCCUCCCUCCGCUGAGCCACAUCUAA
Microtus ochrogaster (prairie vole) is the source of this 1626-nucleotide messenger RNA. It is a transcript of the gene Dalrd3, whose product is annotated as DALR anticodon binding domain containing 3. Gene Ontology annotation, biological process: arginyl-tRNA aminoacylation; tRNA C3-cytosine methylation. Gene Ontology annotation, molecular function: tRNA binding; arginine-tRNA ligase activity; ATP binding. The record is from RefSeq and is a predicted model, not a curated record. NCBI's taxonomy places the organism in Eukaryota, Metazoa, Chordata, Mammalia, Rodentia, Cricetidae.